GACUAUAAUGUGCCCCAGCGCUCCCGAACGGAGCCUGCAAAGGGCGGAUUCAUGACUGUAGUAAUGAGACAACGUCAAGAGGAAACGGAAGAUGAAGGCGUAGAAAACAACAUUUAUGGACAAACUCUGCGUGGAUCGAAGCAAUGUACACACACAACGCAGGCGGAACAGGACGAAAUCGAUGAGAAGGCAAGGAAAAAGGCUAUGAAGAACCUCGUCGACUCAUGGCAGGAGCGACUUCAACUGAUCAGCGUCAUUACAACUUUCUUCGCGUCCGUGGAAGCGGGGAUGCUAGUGAACACCCGCCCAGUUUCCAGCGACGACCAAGGGAACGGCCUUCUUAAGGCAUCCAACGCUAGCCUCCUCGGCGCCCUCAUCAUGCAUGUCUAUGCUGCUGGUCUCUCUUUUCUCGCAGCGUUUCUCCUAAUACGCUACAAACUUAAGGAGGCUACUCGCCAGGAACUCAUUGCCGAGGGUGUUAAAGUAGCGACGUCACCUCUCGGGGGUUCCCUACGCGUUAGAAAUAAGGAGAAUGACAUUGAAUCUAUAGACGGUCGACGGGCCUUCACUAUAGCCGAAGAACAGCCAACCAAAACGCCCGUGCAGGCUCGCCAACCCACGCUGCCUCUCUCGUCCUCUAUGGGGUCCAUACCUGAGCCACCGAUACUAGCUCGCAAUCCCCACCUCGAGCAGGUUGGCUUGUUUUGGUUCCGAAACGUUUCCUCCCACUUGCUCAGCAAGUUUCAUACGCUCUGCAUCACCCUCGCUGUCAUCGGGUUCAUACUUGCAACCGCAGGGAUCGUCUUGUACGCUUGGGCGAUACAACCCCGAGAGGUGUACAUAUUUGCGACCGCAUGCCUGGCCGCAGCUGUACUAGCAAUGGGAACCCUGGCGAUGUGA
This is a messenger RNA of Pisolithus orientalis, 900 nucleotides long. RefSeq lists its product as uncharacterized. The annotation marks the transcript as partial. Lineage: Eukaryota; Fungi; Basidiomycota; Agaricomycetes; Boletales; Pisolithaceae. The transcript has 4 exons. The record is from RefSeq and is a predicted model, not a curated record.